AUGACCACGGGGCUACACCGAGGCGGAGGGAUACGUUUCGUGAAGCUUCUACCGCCCUCGCAUCGAGCCAUGGAACGCCGCAAACUCUGGGUGUUUGCCGUCACUUUUAUUAGUUACGGCCUCUACCACGCUUGCCGAAAAACGCUGGCCGGCGUCAAGUCGUCGGUGAAAAACGACUGGCUCUUCAAUGGCUCUCAUCCGCCCCUGUUCGAGACGGAGGUCGAGGCGAAGGCUUUUCUCGGGACGCUAGAUGCCAUCUUCAUGGGCGCCUAUGCUGCGGCGCUGUUCUUCUGGGGCUGGCUCGGCGACCGGCUCAACCCGAAGAAGGUCGUCGCCGCUGGCAUGAUCUUCAGUUCCAUUGCUUUGAUCCUGUUCGGCGCGGUGCCAAAGAUGCUGAACUGGUACUCGGUGCCGUGGUACGUGAUCACCUACAUCGCCUUCGGUCUGCUGCAGGCGUGCGGCUGGCCCAGCGAGAUUGCCAUCAUGGCAAACUGGUGGGGCGGUGCGAACCGCGGUCUCGUGAUGGGCAUCUGGGCGGCUUGCCAACCCGUCGGGAACAUUGUGGGAAGCAUCGCCACGGCCGCCGUCCUGCCCAUCGGCUAUGAGUACACGUUCAUCUUCAACUCGCUGCUGACGAUCAUCUUCGGCUUUGUCGUGCUGUGGGGCAUCGACAGCAAGCCGACCUGUUCAGCUACGCCCGGAUCGGAUGUCGAGGGAAGGAGCGUCUCCAGGACGUCCAGCAUCUCCGAGGAGGGCGAGCCGAUCGGGCUGAUUCAGGCCGUUUUCCUGCCCGGCGUCUUUGCCUACUGCCUGUGCAACGCGUGCCUGAAGCUCGUCAACUACGCCUUCUUCUUCUGGCUGCCGCUCUACCUCACCGAGGCCUAUCAAUGGGACGAAUCGAAGGCGGACAAGCUGUCAAUCUGGUACGACGUCGGUGGCAUCGUUGGCAGCGUGGUCGGCGGCUACGUCUCGGACAAGAUGGGCUGCCGUGCGCCGACCAUCUCUGCCAUGUUGAUCGCCUCCCUCGGUGCCCUCUGGAUGUAUGCACAGAUUGGCCCCCACUGGUUCUGGAACGGACUGGUGAUGACGCUGGUGGGGAUCACCGUCUCCGGGCCGUACAACCUCAUCGUCGGCUCGAUCUCUAUCGACCUGGGCAGCCAGCCGGCGCUUGCUGGCAAUUCUCAGGCAAUGUCGACCGUCUCGGGCCUGCUGGACGGCACGGGCUCCGCCGGUUCAGCCGUCGGCCAGUUGAUCAUCCCCGUCGUGCAGGACACGGUCGGCUGGCAGGCCGUCUUCUACCUGUUCAUCGCCCUCAACGCCGUCUCGGUGCUGUGCAUCGCCAAGCGGACGGUGCUGGACGUGAAGCGACUGCUGCGAGACCGCCGGCCCGAAGGCGCCCCGCUCCUCCUCGGCGAGGACAGCCACGAGGAU
Molecule: messenger RNA, 1431 nt
Organism: Mesorhabditis spiculigera
Lineage: Eukaryota; Metazoa; Nematoda; Chromadorea; Rhabditida; Rhabditidae
Source: the annotation of a GenBank genome assembly